Amphiprion ocellaris (clown anemonefish) is the source of this 1804-nucleotide messenger RNA. RefSeq names its product zinc finger HIT-type containing 6 (gene znhit6). The record is from RefSeq and is a predicted model, not a curated record. Gene Ontology annotation, biological process: box C/D snoRNP assembly; maturation of LSU-rRNA from tricistronic rRNA transcript (SSU-rRNA, 5.8S rRNA, LSU-rRNA); snoRNA localization. Bases 83 to 1285 code for a protein of 400 amino acids. NCBI's taxonomy places the organism in Eukaryota, Metazoa, Chordata, Actinopteri, Pomacentridae. The transcript has 10 exons. Gene Ontology annotation, cellular component: nucleus; pre-snoRNP complex.
CCCUCCACGUGCUGCCAGGCGGAAGACGGGUUGUUUUGAAGCCGCCGGUAGUUUCUAAACGUGGAGCUGCACUUCUGCCGCCAUGAACUCCGUUAUUGUCCCAGCAGCAGCUUUAACGGCGGACAUGGAGAGUGAAACCGACAGCAGAGGAGAAGAGCUGGAGGAAGAGCAGAGAGGGACGAAGAGGAAGAUUUCUCUGUCCGCCUGUGGUGUUUGUGGAUCAGAGGAGGCCAAGUACAAGUGUCCUGCCUGCCUCACAUAUUCUUGCAGCUUGCUGUGUGUGAAGAAACACAAGGAAGAUUCAGGAUGCAGUGGAGUGAGAAAUAAAACGGCAUUUGUGACCCUGUCACACUUUGAUGAAAUGACACUUCUCAGCGAUUACAGGUUUCUGGAGGAUACUGGACGAUUUGCUGAUGGAGCCAACAGAGACAACCUCAUCCGGGCUCCUCGCACCACUUUCAAAACGAAGACGCUGGCAGCCAAUGCCAGAAAGAUGAACAUCACUCUGAGGCUCCUGCCCGUCAGCUUCUCCAAGAGCAGAGAAAACUCUACUGUCUUCCUGAAAAAAGAAAAACUGUUCCUGUGGCACCUGAAGCUCAUAUUUCCUCAGAGCAGCUCAGAGUUCAGUCAGAGGAGGGUGUGCGACACACAAACCUUGGAACAGAUCUUGACCGCUUACAUUCACCCUACAGAGUCGGAGCCUGUGACUCGUCAAAAGUUGAAGAUGUAUGUCCAUGCUCCGUUUGAUGAUGUGAAAGUCUUCAUGAAAGCAGAGGGGAGAAAGGCUAACUCUGUGCGGUACCGUGAGUUGAACAUUCACAAGAGCCUAAGGGAUAACUUGAGCUACAAAACACUGAUUGAGUAUCCUGUGCUGCACGUUGUACUCCGAGAUCACUGGAAGGACUAUCCACUAAAAGGACCAGUGGAACCUGCAUCAGCCUGCACUGGUAUUGCAGCAAAGAAUGAUGGGAUGGACAAAGAAAAGGAGGUUGAGACCCAAGUUGCACCAUCACCACAGGGAUCCUGCACCCCAGCAGGAAGCAACAUCUGGACUCAAGAGACCACUCCUGAAAUUGAAUCCCCAAAGGAGAAAAGAGCAAAGAGAGAAGCAGGGGAGGAAGAACAAGAGGAAGGAGAGAUUAUAGACAGCAGUGAUGAAGAGGAGGAGGAUGGAAAUGCUGACGUGAACACCUCAUGCAAUAGGAGCUGUGAUGAUCCCAAAAGCCCUGCUAAUGGCUUGGAGGUGAUUAAAGAUGAGCCAGCAGUCAACGGUGGACAAUGUUGAUGAUGGUGUUAAUAAACACAGUGAUAGCAGCGGGGAUCUGUAUGUAAACGAGGACAUUACUGUUCUACUGAUGACAGUUCAGCUGCCAACGAGAGUGCUGAGGUCAGCAUGACUAAGGAGGAUACUGUGAAGGAGCCCCAGCGCUUCAUGCCCAUCACUGUCGAGAUGAAAAUGAGUCAGCUAAUGAUGCUGACAGCUGGGGAAUAGAAUGAUGAUACCAGAUGUUGAUUGUGAAAUGAGUGACAGGGCAGAUGCAGCUGUCAGAAAGUCAUCAAUGUAGUGUCAAAAUACAAUGGACCAAUGCCAACCAGCAGUUUUUACAGCGAUUAUAGUGAGAAACAAGAACAAGGGUUUUCUAAGUGUAUCGCUAUAUAUACAUACAUUUAUUUCUAUGUUGUUUAUAUUUGCUUUUGGCUAAUUUGAUUGCAAUCAUAUUUUCUCAAAUAAAAUAUGUAUUUUGAAAGUUGUUUGUGUGAUACUGCUGAUGACACAACUAUCAAUAAAGACAUGAAAACAUCA